Chanos chanos (milkfish) is the source of this 8682-nucleotide messenger RNA. RefSeq names its product filamin A, alpha (actin binding protein 280) (gene flna). Gene Ontology annotation, biological process: actin cytoskeleton organization. The coding region runs from base 1 to 7662 and encodes 2553 amino acids. Gene Ontology annotation, molecular function: actin filament binding. The transcript is spliced from 47 exons. The record is from RefSeq and is a predicted model, not a curated record. Lineage: Eukaryota; Metazoa; Chordata; Actinopteri; Gonorynchiformes; Chanidae.
AUGAGUCAACACCCACGCCUCCACCAGUCGAGCGCCACUGCCGCUCCCGUAUCCAACGCCUCUCUCGCCCAGGACAAGGACGCAGACAUGCCUGCUACGGAGAAGGAUCUUGCUGAGGACGCGCCAUGGAAGAAGAUUCAGCAAAAUACAUUCACAAGGUGGUGUAACGAACACCUAAAAUGUGUGAACAAGCGCAUAGCGAACCUUCAAACGGACCUGAGCGAUGGGCUCCGGCUGAUCGGGCUACUGGAGGUGCUCAGCCAGAAGAAGAUGUUCCGCAAGUACAACCAGCGCCCGACGUUCCGGCAGAUGCAGCUGGAGAACGUCUCUGUGGCUCUAGAGUUCCUUGAUAGGGAGAAUAUCAAACUUGUGUCAAUAGACAGUAAAGCCAUAGUGGAUGGGAACCUGAAGCUGAUCCUGGGGCUGAUAUGGACUCUCAUCCUGCACUACUCCAUCUCCAUGCCCAUGUGGGACGAGGAGGAGGAUGCAGACGACAACAAACAGAAGACACCCAAGCAGAGGCUGCUCGGAUGGAUCCAGAACAAACUGCCUGAGCUGCCCAUCACCAAUUUCAGCCGCGACUGGCAGUCGGGCAAGGCCCUUGGAGCUCUGGUGGACAGCUGUGCCCCAGGUCUGUGUCCUGAUUGGGAUUCUUGGGAUCAAACUAAACCUGUGGAUAAUGCACGUGAGGCCAUGCAGCAGGCAGACGAUUGGCUGGGUGUUCCCCAGGUCAUCACCCCAGAGGAGAUUGUUGAUCCCAAUGUGGAUGAGCACUCUGUCAUGACUUACCUGUCUCAAUUCCCCAAAGCCAAACUCAAGCCUGGUGCCCCCCUGCGCCCCAAACUCAAUCCCAAAAAGGCCCGUGCCUAUGGACCAGGUAUUGAGCCUACUGGUAAUGUGGUGAUGAAGAAGGCUGUAUUCACUGUUGAGACAAUCAGUGCUGGCAUGGGUGAGGUGCUGGUGUAUGUGGAGGACCCUGCUGGACACCGUGAGGAGGCUAAAGUGACUCCUAACAAUGACAAAAAUCGUACCUACUCAGUAUUCUACAUACCCAAAGUCACUGGAAUGCACAAGGUGACUGUGCUAUUCGCAGGACAGCACAUUUCAAAGAGUCCCUUUGAAGUGGCUGUGGGAAUGGCGCAGGGAGAUUCCAGCAAAGUCACAGCCCAAGGCCCUGGACUGGAGGCCACAGGGAACAUUGCAAACAAGAGCACCUACUUUGAUGUUUACACAGCAGGUGCAGGCGUGGGCGAGGUUGAGGUGGUCAUUGUGGACCCCAGUGGCAAGAAGGACACAGUAGAAUGCCAUGUUGAGGACAAAGGCAACAGUAGCUAUCGCUGCACCUACAAGCCCACCCAAGAGGGCCAGCACACCAUCUAUAUCACCUUUGCUGGUGGCCAGAUCUCCAAGAGCCCAUAUACAGUCACUGUGGGAGAAGCUUGCAACCCCAGCCUUUGCAGAGCUAAGGGGCGUGGUCUGCAGCCCAAAGGCCUGAGAAUUAAGGAGACUGCAGAGUUCAAGGUAUAUACAAAAGGAGCUGGUACAGGAGACCUGAAAGUCACUAUCAAAGGACCAAAGGGACUGGAGGAACCUUGUAAGAAGAAGGAUCUGGGAGAUGGAGUCUAUAGCUUUGAGUAUUACCCCACUACCCCAGGAACUUACAUCAUCACCAUUACAUGGGGCGGUCAGCACAUUCCUCGCAGCCCAUUUGAGGUUAAGAUUGGAGGUGAGGCAGGGCCACAGAAGGUGAGGGCAUGGGGUCCAGGAUUGGAGGGUGGUGUAGUUGGCAAGUCUGCUGACUUUGUGGUGGAGGCAGUUGGAGAUGACGUUGGCACAUUAGGGUUCUCUGUAGAGGGACCAUCACCAGCUAAGAUUGAGUGUGAUGAUAAGGGUGAUGGAUCCUGUGAUGUACGGUACUGGCCAACAGAACCUGGAGAGUAUGCUGUGCAUGUCCUCUGUAAGAAUGAGGACAUCCAGCACAGCCCUUUCAUGGCUGAAAUCCUACCAGCCCCUGGAAAAGACUUCCACCCAGACAAGGUGAAAGCCUAUGGUCCCGGUCUUCAGAGCACAGGACUGUCAGUGGGUAAGCCUGCUGAGUUCACCGUGGAUGCUAAACAGGCUGGAAAAGCUCCUCUGAAGAUCCAAGCUCAGGAUCGAGAUGGAAACCCAGUGGAUGUCCAGGUGAAGGAUAAUGGCAAUGGGACCUAUAGCUGCAGCUACACCCCACGCAAGCCCGUCAAACACACUGUCAUGGUGUCCUGGGGCGGAGUCAACAUCCCUGAAAGCCCCUUCAGGAUGAACAUUGGGGCUGGUUGUCAUCCUAACAAAGUCAAAGUAUCUGGACCUGGUGUUGCCAAGACUGGCCUGAAAGCUUUUGAGCCAACAUACUUUACUGUAGACUGCGCUGAGGCUGGACAGGGUGACAUCAGCAUUGGAAUUAAGUGUUCUCCAGGUGUCGUGGGUGCAGCUGAGGCUGAUAUCGACUUUGACAUCAUCAGAAAUGAUAACGACACGUUCACUGUCAAAUACACUCCUCCAGGUGCUGGCACCUACACCAUCAUGGUGCUGUUUGCUGAUCAGGCCAUUCCUAUGACACCCAUCAGAAUCAAAGUUGACCCCUCUCAUGAUGCCAGCAAAGUCAAAGCUGAGGGACCUGGUCUCAACCGCAGUGGUGUGGAGCUGAACAAACCCACUCACUUCACUGUGAACACUAAGGGUGCUGGCAAGGCCAAGCUGGAUGCUCAGUUCACAGGGCCCACUAAGGGCGACGUUGUUCGUGACUUUGACAUCAUCAACAACCAUGACAACACCUACACUGUCAAAUACACGCCUGUACAACAGGGUAACAUGGGUGUCAAUGUCACAUAUGGAGGUGACCCUAUUCCCAAGAGCCCUUUCUCUGUGCCUGUGGCUCCUUCCUUGGACCUCAGCAAGAUAAAGGUGUCAGGCCUUGGAGACAAGAUGACUGUCGGAAAAGACCAAGAUAUCACUGUUAAGUCUAAGGGUGCUGGGGGUCAGGGUAAGGUGGGGGCAAAGGUCACUGGCCCAGCAGGCAAAUCUGUACCCUGCAAGGUAGAACCAGGUCUGAGCCCUGAGACAAGCCAAGUUCGCUUUAUCCCAAGAGACAAGGGGCCUUACGAGGUGGAGCUCACUUACGAUGGAGCCCCCAUCCCAGGCAGUCCAUUCCCAGUCGAGGCUGUGGCUCCAACUGACCCAUCCAAGGUCCGCUGCUCUGGACCAGGCCUGGAACGAGCCAAAGUUGGGGAGCCUGGUCAGUUUGUGGUUGACUGCACCAAUGCUGGUCCAGCUGAGUUGACCAUUGAGAUCAUCUCAGACAAUGGUACUGAGGCAGAGGUGCACAUCCAGGACAAUGGAGACGGAACUUACACCAUCACUUACAUCCCCCUGUAUCCAGGAGCAUACACACUCACCAUCCGCUACGGUGGCCAGGAUGUGCCAAACUUCCCAGCCAGGCUGAAUGUAGAGCCUGCAGUGGACUCCAGCGGCGUGAAGGUGUUUGGACCUGGUGUGGAGGGCAAAGGAGUUUUCCGGGAAGCCACCACAGACUUCACUGUCGAUGCUCGGUCCCUCACAAAGACUGGCGGGAACCACAUCAAGACUGCCAUCAACAACCCAUCUGGCAAUCGCACUGAUGCUCUCAUCAGGGACCUUGGAGAUGGCACCUACCAAGUAGAGUACACUCCCUAUGAGGAGGGUGUACACAGUGUGGAGGUUUCCUAUGAUGAUGCCCCAGUGCCUAAAAGUCCAUUCCGUGUGCCUGUGACGGAGGGUUGUGACCCAGCCCGUGUGCGUGUGCAUGGCCCAGGACUACAGUGUGGCACCACCAACAAACCCAACAAGUUCACUGUGGAGACACGUGGGGCAGGUACUGGUGGACUGGGCUUGGCCAUGGAGGGCCCAUCUGAAGCUAAGAUGUCGUGCACUGAUAACAAAGAUGGCAGCUGCUCUGUUGAGUACAUACCAUAUGAGCCAGGCACCUACAACCUUAACAUAACUUAUGGAGGCCAGCCAAUUACUGGGAGCCCAUUCUCUGUCCCUGUCCAUGACACAGUUGAUGCCACAAAGGUCAAAUGUCAAGGUCAGGGCUUGGGUAACAAUGUGCGAGCCAACAUUCCCCAGAGUUUCACUGUAGACGCCAGUAAGGCGGGAGUGGCCCCACUGCAGGUCCGAGUGCAAGGACCUAAAGGAGUUGUGGAGCCAGUUGAGAUAGUGGACAAUGGAGAUCAGACUCACACUGUGAAUUACGUGCCCACUAGAGAAGGGCCGUACUCAAUAAAUGUGCUGUAUGCUGAUGAGGAAAUUCCACGGAGUCCCUAUAAGGUGAAGGUUCUUCCCACUCACGAUGCCAGUAAGGUGCGUGCCAGCGGCCCUGGACUAAAUACCACGGGAGUGCCUGCCAGUAUGCCUGUGGAGUUCACUAUCGAUGCCAAAGAUGCAGGGGAAGGACUCCUGGCAGUCCAGAUCACUGAUCCAGAAGGGAAACCAAAGAAGGCCAACAUUCGUGACAAUCAGGAUGGGACCUACCUUGUGUCUUACGUACCUGACAUGACUGGUCGUUACACCAUCCUCAUUAAGUACGGUGGAGAUGAGAUUCCAUACUCUCCUUACCGUAUCAGAGCUGUUCCCACUGGAGAUGCCAGCAAAUGCACUGUUACAGUUUCAAUUGGAGGUCACGGUUUGGGAGCUGGAGUGGGACCCACUAUUCAAAUUGGAGAACAGACAGUCAUUACUGUGGAUGCAAAGGCUGCUGGGAAAGGCAAGGUGACGUGCACAGUGUGCACUCCAGAUGGAGCAGAGGUGGAUGUGGAUGUGGUUGAGAACGAGGAUGGAACUUUUGACAUCUUCUACACGGCCCCACAGCCUGGGAAGUACGUCAUCUGUGUGCGCUUUGGAGGGGAACACAUUCCGAACAGCCCCUUCCAGGUCACGGCUUUGGAAGGUGCCUCCACUGAACCACUAAUGCAGCAGACGCAGGUCCCGCAGUACGCCUACGCGCCCAACAUGGGCCAGCCAUGGGCAACAGACCGUCCAAUGGGCAUGAAUGGAUUAGAUGUGGCUGGGCUGCGACCUUUCGACCUGGUCAUACCAUUCACCAUCCAGAAGGGUGAGAUCACAGGUGAUGUGCGAAUGCCAUCCGGAAAAGUGGCCAAGCCUGACAUCACAGAUAACAAAGACGGCACAGUCACUGUGAAGUAUGCCCCAACUGAGGCUGGGUUACACGAGAUGGAUAUUAAAUAUGACGGAAUACACAUCCCAGGAAGUCCACUGCAGUUCUAUGUGGACUAUGUUAACAGUGGACAUGUGACUGCUUAUGGUCCUGGACUGAUUCAUGGCAUGGUUAACAAGCCCGCAGUGUUCACUGUCAACACCAAAGACGCUGGGGAAGGUGGCUUGUCUUUGGCUAUCGAGGGGCCUUCAAAGGCAGACAUCAGCUGCACAGAUAAUCAAGAUGGCACUUGCACCGUGUCCUACCUGCCUGUCCUUCCUGGAGACUAUAACAUCCUGGUCAAGUACAAUGACAAGCACAUUCCUGGUAGCCCCUUUGUGGCUAAGAUCACAGGUGAUGACUCCAUGAGAAUGUCCCAUCUGAAGGUGGGCUCAGCUGCAGACAUUCCUUUGGAUAUUGGAGAGCUGGACCUCAGUCAGCUGACAGCCUCUCUGACCACCCCAUCUGGACGGGAGGAGCCAUGCCUGCUUAAAAUGCUGCGCAACGGUCAUGUGGGUAUCUCUUUUGUGCCUAAAGAGAUUGGAGAACACCUGGUGAACAUCAAAAAGAAUGGCCGCCAUAUCCCCAACAGCCCCAUUGCUGUCAUGAUCAACCAGUCAGAGAUUGGCGAUGCUAGCCGCGUGCGUGUUUAUGGCCAGGGCCUGAGUGAGGCUCGCACCUUUGAGCCGGCUGAGUUUAUCAUCGACACUCGUGAAGCAGGCUAUGGAGGUCUCAGUCUGUCCAUCGAAGGUCCCAGUAAGGUCGACAUUAAUACUGAGGACCAGGAGGAUGGAACCUGCAAGGUCACCUACUGUCCCACUGAGCCAGGAAAUUACAUCAUCAACAUUAAGUUUGCUGACCAGCAUGUUCCAGGAAGUGCUUUCACAGUGAAGGUGACUGGAGAAGGCAGGAUGAAGGAGAGUAUCACCAGAAGGAGAAGAGCUGCAUCUGUGGCCAACAUUGGCAGUCAGUGCGAUCUAAGUCUUAAAAUCCCUGAGAUCAGCAUUGCUGAUAUGACUGCUCAAGUGACCAGCCCUUCUGGAAAGGUUCACAAGGCUGAGAUCAUGGAGGGUGAGAACAACACCUACUGCAUCCGUUUCGUUCCCACGGAAAUGGGCGUCCAUACAGUCAGUGUGAAAUACCAAGGCCAGCAUGUCCCUGGGAGCCCCUUCCAGUUCACUGUGGGACCACUCGGGGAAGGAGGAGCCCACAAGGUCCGUGCAGGAGGACCAGGCCUGGAGAGAGCAGAGGCCGGAGUUCCAGCCGAGUUCAGUAUAUGGACACGUGAAGCUGGGGCUGGAGGUCUGUCCAUUGCUGUUGAGGGACCCAGCAAAGCAGAGAUUGCCUUCGAAGACCGCAAAGACGGUUCCAGUGGAGUCUCUUACAUUGUCCAGGAGCCAGGAGAUUAUGAGGUGUCCAUCAGGUUCAAUGAUGAGCACAUCCCUGACAGCCCCUUCGUGGUGCCCGUGGCCUCGCCCUCAGACGAUGCCCGUCGCCUCACUGUUGCCAGUCUUCAGGAGUCGGGGUUAAAGGUGAACCAACCAGCCUCUUUCGCAGUGAGCCUCAAUGGAGCAAAGGGUGUUAUUGAUGCUAAAGUUCACAGCCCAUCAGGAGCUUUGGAGGAAUGCUGUGUUACAGAGAUUGAUGAAGAUAAGUAUGCGGUAAGGUUCAUCCCCAGGGAGAAUGGCCUGUAUCUGAUUGAUGUGAAAUUCAAUGGCUCCCACAUCCCCGGUAGCCCCUUCAAGAUCCGGGUGGGUGAGACAGGCCAGGCAGGAGACCCAGGGAUGGUGUCUGCUUACGGUGCUGGCCUGGAAGGAGGCACUACAGGAUCUCCAUGUGAGUUCAUUGUGAACACAAGCUCUGCUGGUCCUGGUGCCCUGGCAGUGACCAUUGAUGGCCCAUCUAAGGUGAAGAUGGACUGCCAGGAGUGCUCAGAGGGGUACAAAGUAACCUACACCCCCAUGGCCCCUGGGAACUACUUAAUCUCUAUCAAAUAUGGUGGACCAUACCACAUUGGUGGCAGCCCUUUCAAAGCUAAAAUCACAGGAUCUCGCUUGGUCAGCAGCCACAGCAUGCAUGAGACAUCGUCAGUGCUUGUUGACCCUGUGACCCGCAGUGUGACCUCUAGUCAGCAGGCAGCACCCGGCUGGGCAGCCUCUGAUGCCAGCCGUGUUGUUGCUAAGGGCCUGGGUCUCACCAAGGGCUUCAUUGGCCAGAAGAACAGCUUUAGUGUGGACUGUAGCAAAGCAGGGAGGAACAUGCUGCUGGUUGGAGUGGAUGGACCUAAAGUGCCCUGUGAAGAGAUCCUUGUUAAACACCUGGGCAAUCGCCUCUAUAAUGUGUCUUACCAGCUGAAAGAGAAAGGCGAAUACAUCUUAGUGGUGAAGUGGGGUGAUGAGCACAUUCCUGGGAGCCCAUACCACAUCACUGUUUAAUUUUCCCAGCCACUGCUUAGAGUCACCUCUAACCCCACCCAAGAAUUGUUUCCCUGUGCCCAAAAUAUGAAUACACACUGAACAUUCACUCUUUCUCUCCGUCUCUAUUUCUCUCUCUCCAUCUGCAUUCAUAUUUCUUGCCUUCUGCCUCAUCUGUCCAUCACCCCUGCCCCCAUAAUGUUCAGAGAGGAUAGAGACGCACCUUUUUGCUGUAAACCAUCUUAAGUUGGGUCUUAACCUUCAGUUGGUCUUUGUAGUGGAUGUCCACCACAAUACUGAUAUUAAAGCGGAUACAGUUGAUUUUCUAGCCCUGGCUCACUCUGUGUUGGUUUACAAUAGUAUUCGUUCAUGAAUCUAUCCCUAGUAAGUAGCUGCUGCUAUAUUUGCCUGGUUUAGGACACUGCUAUUCAGAUUGGAAUAGUCUUUGCUUGCUCCAGGAGGGACUGAAGUGUUGCACUUCCAGAAUAACAUCCUUUUGUUUUUGUUAAACUUAGAAUAGUGGGGAAGUGACACACAGUAAUCUGAAACAUGUCUAUCAUGCCUUUUUUAACUAAAUUAACACUGGUGCCAAAGUUCUAUGGAUUUGCCCGUGUAUUUUAUGUGUGAAUCCUCUGUGGCAAACCAUUCAACUACUUUCUGCCCUCUUGAGGGUAUUUCCAAGUGUGAAAACAUUACUGAAAUAUCUGACUGAAACCAGAUGACUUAUUAGAAGGUGGAUAUUAAUGCUUGCUUGAUGGUCUUUAGCAUCAAUAUUUUGCAAGAAAAAAAAGGGAAACACAAUUUUGGAAUGAAGGGGAUAAUUGUGAAUGUCACUUGCCGUGGGGUGUGAAACGAAAGUAAGAUUUUGGCUACAUGUUGAUGUUCUGUGGCUAUAAAGUGAUUCAGCAUUCCUUAAGCAAAAUGUUUCCUGUUCACUUUCACUCCCCAACCCCUCAGUGCCUUUCCGUGCUUCAAUGUCAAUGUGUAAUCAGUAUUCAAACAUCAUAGAAAUUAAUCUUGUGUUUUAAAGAAAGAAAGCCA